AUGGAUGUUCCGACCAACCUUCGCAGAAAACCCACCACGAAGCCGCCGGAGAACUCCGCCGGCUCAAGAAUUGUUCGGAUUUCCAUCACCGACCCGGACGCCACGGAUUCGUCCAGUGACGACGAACCGGCGAUGCUUCUCACGCGCCGCCGUUUGAAGUGCUACGUCGAUGAGGUCACCAUCGAGACGGCGGAGACCGGCGGUGGUCGCCGGAAGCGUACGGCGAAUGGACUUGUUCGCCGGCGGAGGAGGAUGAAGAAGAAGUCGCCGGGUAAUGUGGGGAAAUUUCUCGGCGUGCGGCGGCGGCCGUGGGGAAAGUGGGACUCCGGCUGCCGCAUACGGCUGUGGUUUGGGACUUACGACACGGCGGAGGACAAAAACGCCGCAAUGAAGUUCCGAGGGCCGGCCGUGUUAACGAACUUCCCCACUCCUCCGCCGCCGCCGCCAUUUCCCGGCGAGGAUUCAUCUUCGUCUCCGACGUCGGUCCUCCAUUACGGAACCCACUUCACCGAAUCAAAACCAGAGCCGCCACCGUGUCGGACCACCGCAACUUUCGGCGUCGUGGCCGAAUCUCCGGUGGUCGACUUCCCCUGCUCCGACGACAUAUUUAAAUCAAUCCUUUUCGAAUCGCCUCUGUUUUUCGACUACCAAACAAAUCUCGUACCGGAAACUCCGUGGACCGACGGCAGCUCCGGCGAAUUUUUGUACUCGGCGGCGGCGGGGUCCGGCCAGGGAGGAGAGGAACAUGAUUUCUUCGAGGAAAUUUUGAUGGGGUCGGAUCCUUUGGUGGUCCUAUGA
This is a messenger RNA of Momordica charantia (bitter melon), 798 nucleotides long. RefSeq names its product ethylene-responsive transcription factor CRF4-like. NCBI's taxonomy places the organism in Eukaryota, Viridiplantae, Streptophyta, Magnoliopsida, Cucurbitales, Cucurbitaceae. The record is from RefSeq and is a predicted model, not a curated record. Gene Ontology annotation, biological process: regulation of DNA-templated transcription. Gene Ontology annotation, molecular function: DNA binding; DNA-binding transcription factor activity.